This is a messenger RNA of Camellia sinensis, 856 nucleotides long. The record is from RefSeq and is a predicted model, not a curated record. Lineage: Eukaryota; Viridiplantae; Streptophyta; Magnoliopsida; Ericales; Theaceae.
AGGUGGUUUAUGCGUGAAUUAUGGUAUGGUUUAUUGCUCUUUCUCUUUCUCUCUCCAAAGCAUCGCUCUGGCUAUAGAGUAAACAGAAGGAGAGAGAAAGAGCACCGCUCAGCGCAGCUGUAUAGCUACCACGAUCUUCAUGGGCGUCACGGCUUUCCACCGGCGGCGCCACCACAACCACGGCCGCCUCCGCGUCCUUAUUCCCGCAAUCUCCGCCGUAUCCGGCGCUAUGCUCCUCCUCUUCCUUCUCUUCUCCUUUCUCGCCCCUUCUCCAACUCACAAUCAACACCUCCACCACCUCCCUCUCCGCCCUGCCUCGUUAAAAAAUGACGUCGACGACGAUGGAGUUUCGGUUUUUCGUGUUCCGAUCAGUGGAGGAAGACUGGAUCGUGACAUUUGGAGUUCAACACUGUCUAAAUUCUACUACGGAUGCAGUAAUGCAAGCAAAAAAUUUGCUGAUGCUAAAUUAAUCACGCAAUCCAAUCGGUACUUGUUAAUUGCGACCAGUGGAGGUUUGAACCAACAAAGAACUGGGGUAAUUAUAUCUAUCAAAUGUUAUUUUGGAAUUGCCGAAGGGUAAUCUAGAUCUAUUUUUGGUUUUUCGAGUGUUUGGAGAAUGGUUUCUGUGUUGAGAAGCUAAAGAGAAGGUUAACACGCGUGGAACUUAAUUUGGACUUGAUUGUAGUCUUAAAUAUUGGUCUAAAGAACUAGUUUAGUAGUCAACGGGAUCUACUUAAUUAUCGAUUAUAGGUUACUAGGAGGUUGGAUCAAUGGAACAAAACCUGAAUAUUUUUAUUGGAAUUAUAAGCAAUCUAAUGUUUACUUUCGUUGCAAUUGCUGUUCGAUGCUAUCAUUU